UGGCCCUUCAGAACAUCCUCUGACUUUCAGCAAGGCAUUAUUAUUACACAUACGCCCAGUGUGUGUGCAUAUGUGUAUAUGUCUAGGUUUUUGAGCAUUCAUCUCCUGGAAGAAUGAGUCGAGGCUCCAAGCCUAGGAACCAGCAAGACAAUGUCCAGUCAUCUCUCCUGUCCAAUGAAGAGAAUGAGAAAAUCUUUGAUGUGCUUGGCCGAAAAUGUGUGGCCCUGGCAACUACAGUGGCACAGCUUUUUCUUGCACAGCCACCUAACACCAGCUGUUGGGUCAAACAUUUCACUGGAGUAUUAUGUUUAGUCAAAGAUAAUCCCCGGCGGUCCUACUUCAUCCGUGUAUAUGACUUGAAGGAGCUAAAACUGAUAUGGGAGCAGGAACUUUAUACACAGUUCACCUAUUCAGACCAACGUCCAUAUUUUCACACAUUCCCUGCAGAUAACUGCCAUGCAGGGCUGAAUUUUGCAGAUGACUAUGAAGCAGACGUGUUUAAAUCUGUUGUUGAAGAGAAAAUUCAAAAGCGACAUCAAAGACAAGAUAAACGGCAACUACCGCCUCCACCUCCACCAGUGUCUGAUGACAGAAGAACCAGUCUUCCUCUCCCACCACCACCAGCAGCAUCAGAGUUCAAUGGUCCGAACUCUCCUUCAGUUAAUAUGGCAACUAUUACAAUUCACAAUCCAGACAUUACGACUUCCCGGUACCGUGGAUUUUCUUCUGCAGGAACUCCAGAGAAAGAAAAGAAAAAAAAUAAAAAAGGAGGCAAAAAGAAAAUUUCAAAAGCUGAUAUUGGAGCACCAAGUGGUUUCACGCAUGUAAGCCAUGUGGGAUGGGACCCUAACACUGGAUUUGAUGUCAACAACCUGGAUCCUGACCUCAAGAAACUCUUCAAUAAGGCUGGAAUCAGCGAUGCACAACUUGCAGAUGCAGAAACCUCCAAACUCAUUUAUGAUUUCAUUGAACAGUCAGGAGGGUUGGAAGCAGUCAAAGAGGAGAUGAGAAAACAAGAACCUCCACCACCCCCACCUUCAAGGUCUGGACCUCUACCACCUCCUCCACCAUCAGGAGUUGCACCAGCCCCACCUUCAAGCAGAGGCAGAUCAGGAACACUCCCACCAAUACCUGGGGAACUAUCUGGGCCACCUCCUCCUCCAUCCAGAGGGCCACCACCACCACAAAGAGGGCCACCACCCCCCAGCCGGAGUACACCUCCACCUCCUCCACCAUCUUUAAGAAGUAGUGGUCCUCCUCCACCUCCUCCUCCUUCAGCACCUACCAUGGGAGGAAGUGGGCCUGCACCACCACCACCACCUCCUCCACCACCUCCUCCUCCUCCUUCUUCUUCUUCUUCUUUAGAUGGUGGGCCUCCUGCACCACCACUUUCUCAUUCUGGGAAUACUCCUGCAACACCCCCCACUCCAUCUGGCAGGGGAGCCCUACUAGACCAAAUAAGAAAAGGAAUACAGCUGAAUAAGGUCACUGAAAAUGUGGAGAGUUCUCCAGCACAAAAUGCUGAAUCAUCUGAAGGUCUCGUUGGAGCAUUAAUGCAAGUCAUGCAGAAGCGAAGCAAAGUCAUACACUCUUCAGAUGAAGGUGAAGAUGAUGGAGCAGAUGAUGAUGACGAUGAUGAAUGGGACGACUGAACUCCUCAGCCAGACAUUUUUUUAGCUUUAUUUAGUUUUGUGUCAACAAGUUUUUAUUUUUGUUUACAGGUUAUUAUAGAAAUAAUAUUUAGGGCGCCGGUACAAUGUUACAGAAGCCUUGGACAAGUGAUCAGGGUAAAAUAAGCAAUCAAAAUUGUUUUAUGAGCUUGUUUGUCUAAUUAGCUCUCGUUCCAUAACUUGCCAUUUAUACACUGUUAUGCACUGUACCCCAGUCAUGCAUCUAUAUAUGUUGACAUUAGAGUUAAUGCCUUCUGAAUCUCCUUUACAGAUGAAAUCCUUCUAGUGUGCUACCCAUGACACCCCUUCCAGUAUAAAGAGGGCAUUGUGCUACAUAAUAUUUAUUGGCAGUAGUUACAUCUAUUUGGAUUUCCCAGGAGGGAUAAUAAUUAUUUGCCUAUUAUAACCAUGAUCAUUCUAAAACAGCACAAGAAACUAUCAGCUCACAUUGUGCAGAGCCAUCCAUAUCUAACUCUUCUCACAAUAUGUGACAUUCCACAAUUUUUAUUCAGAAAAUUAAAUAUGCAGUUAUUUUUCAGACUUUAAGACUGGUUAUAAGUGCUGUUUAGGAAGAACUACACUUUUCUGCUUUACAUUUUUGUGGAGUAGUAUUACUUAUUUUUUGAUGGUGCAUUUAGCAAUUUCUUUACAGCCACCCAUCCACAAUUGUUGACGUUUCAGUGGGGCAAUAAAUAACCUACCUGUUUACUGCAGUCAGUGGCUAGAGAAUCAGAAGAAUGCAUUCUCAAUUUAGACCAAAGUUCUAUUUUUUUUUCCUUAUUCGUAAACAGGAACACAUUUACAGCAAGACAAUAUGAGCUAAAUCAAUAUAAACAAAGUCUGAUAGCAGUAUACUUUAAAGGUUUUUAGUAAGUUAAUAUAAGUAGAGGUAAUUGGACUACCAUCUGAGUAAAGAAGGGAAAAAUGCAACCAUAUCCAUAACAAAUAUGUAUUGGUUAUAAUGACCUGAUAUUCACAGAUCUGGUAUAAACUUGCCACUUGUCGGUAAUACAUCUGACAGUGGGAGAAUCCUCCCCAAUUAUAUCCGUUUACAGUAAAAUAGAAUUACAUUAUUUCUAGUAAGUUAAUGCUAACGUCUUUGGGGUAACUGCUUGCUUUCACCAAGACCAAGCAAACCUUACCUCUUGUUUUACAGUUUUAGAUUUAUACUGUUUUUAGAGCAGUUAGCCUAUUCUUAAUCACCGGUCAUUUACUUUGGGUCCAGAAGUUAACACGAGGUGGAUUGAUAUUGACUAACAUGAACUGAAAAACAAAUCUGAAGAGUGCUACUAAGAACAAUGAAUUUGGUAUAAACAAAUGGAUUGAGCCAACAACAGUUUCACCCAUAUAGAACAUCACCUCUUUGCAACUUGGCCUGUAACACUAUCUCAUGCAACAAAUACUUUCACAAGAGGCCAGAAAUUAUGGACUGUUCCUGAGCCAUGGAUUGAUACUGAGCCAUAAUCUAUCCAAAGAUGGUUUUGUAUGGGUAUAUCUUAAAUAAAGCUACAUCUUUUGUGGAAUAAAAAAACACAGCAAGAUAAGAAUAAUUGGUGAUUUAAAAUGAAGCCAAGAACAGAAGUCAUCUGAAAAAAAAAUCAGAAUAAAGUUUGCAAAUAAAAUGUAUACUUUUUUUUCUUAGUUAGUUUGAUACCAAUUACGGCAUGUUUGCAGUAAUCAGGUAACAACAGAUCCAAUAUCCAGUAUUACCCAUUUAAGAUGAAAAUGAUAAAUUUUGGACCUGGAAAAACAGUGCUAUUAAAUAUGCAAAAGUAACAGUGGGCCCAUAUGAAAAUAAAUUUUGUUUUCUAACUGAUGUGAUAUAAACUGCUGUUCACUGAAAUAAGUUCUUGGAUGAAACAUUAAUUAUUUAUAGUUGAGAAUCAUUUACAGCUUACAUGAACCAUGAUGUAUAUAACACAGGAGUACUUGAUUAUUAAUCUGAUUUUGUAACAUCAAUUUCUUUUUGGCCCCUGCCCCCAAUCCCUCAAAUAUAUAGGCUCCAUCCCCUUUGGAAACAUCCUUUCCCUGAAAUGCCCAGAGUCUUAGGAUAAUGGGAGAGGAAGGCAAGGACAGCAGGAUCAUGGGCAUCACUGUGCAAGAUUAGUUAGGAAGUUUCCUGCAUGCUUCUAACAACUGCCUCCACCCCCACUCCAUUGGCAGGAAAGCACAAUGCAAUACACAGUACUCUAGGAUUUUGCAAAGUACAUUUUGCAAAAUGCUUCCCUUAGCAGGCUCAUACUCCUGCAGCCUCAGGCCCUCUCUAGCUGGAGUUCUUGCACUGGGACUGUACCAGUAUUCUCCCUAUGGGAUCAGCAAGCUGGUAUUAAAUGCUCACAUUCUUCUUUUCCCAACCAGCUCUUCUAGUACCUGCAACACUGAUCAAACUUAGGUUAUCUAAGGCAUAACUGGGGUCAGAGCCUCUGCAGAAAGAAGCUAGCUGUACUCCAAAACUGAUUUUGUCACAAAUGUAUUUAACAUCAUAAAUCAUACUUGUUUGUUUUUGUCAGUGUUUUUACUGUGGUUCCUACUUCCAGAUAAAGGAACUCUUUUUGGCAUACAUAUAAGUGUUUUGUAAUAACCAUGUAAAACAAUGUGUGGGGUGUGAUAUUUUUGCUUACGCAUCUAGUUCUUGUGUCCUAAUAGUUAUGAGUACAGUCUAUACAUAAUCCAAGACAGUGAAGAAACAAUCACCAUCACACUGAGAGGAAUUUUAAAAGACAUUUAGGAACUGUACCUUUAAGAACGUUAUAAAUUAUACUUUUCAUCUGUAUUUUCUAAAGAUGGCAUCUGAAGUUAAAAUCCAUAUAUAUAGGGCUUCACGACUGGCCCAGCAGCAGGUUGUAGAGCUGCAUAUGGUACCAGUUAAGCUGUAGCAGUGAAUGGCAAACAUUGUAUUUUGUCUGGAACAGGACCAGAAAUUAUGUUGCAAAAGCAAAUAUGGUUCUGUUCUACCAUGGACCGAGUCCACGAAUCAUUCUGAAAGAGGAGUAGAAGGGGAAAAUUAAAUGGAUAGAAGUAGGAUUCCAUAGCAAAGAAGAUCUUUAUUUCAGGUUCAGGGAUGUCAUAAAAUUCAAGGAUUCAUUUGGGUCGUAGAACCUUCUGAAUUAGCUGACAAAGAAGGGUGAUAUUCUACUGCAGCCUCUUUCACAGCUAUUGAAUGAACUGAUGGAUUGCCAUGUGUGCCAAAGGUUUUAGACCCAAUGGUACGCAACUGUGGGAAUCAUGAACUGCAGCUCUGAAGCUAAAUUUAGUUACUUAAACAGAAUUCUGAAAUGCGUAUGUGAUAAAUGGACUUUGACAUCUAAACGUACAAUGCUAGCCUUCUAGAACAGCUUCUGUAAGAAAAUGUGUUAUAAAUGAAAGAGUAAUUGGCAUGUUUGAAAAUAAAUAAUGCUAAAUUAAAUGGAACAUUGCCAUGAUUUACAAUAAUGUUGGUACAUUUUAAGCUCAAUGCCUAGAACUCAUCUACUGUCAUUUUAUCUUUCACUUUUCUGUAAGUACCUCUAGUACCCUUGAGAUUUUGUGUCAUAUGUACCAAGGAAGUGGAACUGCAAUAGAAAGCUUCUGCAGUAA
Protopterus annectens (West African lungfish) is the source of this 5246-nucleotide messenger RNA. It is a transcript of the gene WAS, whose product is annotated as WASP actin nucleation promoting factor. The transcript has 12 exons. The coding region runs from base 114 to 1652 and encodes 512 amino acids. Gene Ontology annotation, biological process: regulation of Rho protein signal transduction; actin filament organization. The record is from RefSeq and is a predicted model, not a curated record. NCBI's taxonomy places the organism in Eukaryota, Metazoa, Chordata, Ceratodontiformes, Protopteridae. Gene Ontology annotation, molecular function: actin binding; small GTPase binding. Gene Ontology annotation, cellular component: plasma membrane.